Messenger RNA from Mesoplodon densirostris (Blainville's beaked whale), 424 nucleotides. RefSeq names its product SNRPN upstream reading frame protein. The transcript has 2 exons. The record is from RefSeq and is a predicted model, not a curated record. NCBI's taxonomy places the organism in Eukaryota, Metazoa, Chordata, Mammalia, Artiodactyla, Ziphiidae. Gene Ontology annotation, cellular component: nuclear speck. Bases 72 to 290 code for a protein of 72 amino acids.
AAAGGCCGCGUAGAGUGGAGCUGCUGCCGGAGAUGCCUAACGGUGUGUUCUGAGGAGCGGCCAGCGGCGCGAUGGAGCGGGCCAGGGACCGUUUACACCUGAGACGGACCACAGAACAGCACGUACCAGAGGUAGAAGUCCAAGUCAAACGGAGAAGAACAGCCUCACUGAGCAACCAGGAGUGUCACCUGUAUCCAAGGCGAUCUCAGCAGCAGCAGCAAGUACCUGUGGUGGAUUUCCAGGCGGAACUGAGACAGGCAUUCUUAGCUGAGACACCAAGAGGUGGUUAAAGCAGUAUUGGAACACCCAGGCUCCAUCUACUAUUCGAAGCUUCCGCCCCAGCUUGCAUUGUUUGUAGGAGAACGUGCGUCAUACCUUUAUCUGUAGCCUUCCCUUAGGUCUUAAGGAUCCUGAAACUUUCCUG